AUGGAUGAAGUUACUGUGGAAAGGCUGAUCCAGAAAUACAAAGAUAAUGGGGAACUGGACCGUGAUGAUCCAGCACUGUCAAUGUUAAAAGCUUGGCCAGCAUCUAGAAAGUACAAAAGUAACCCUGAUAAACUUCCAGGCCUUGAACAAGUGGUAUGUUAGUUCUGUAUGAAAUAGCUGUCUUACAUAUUAUUUCCGGAUUGAAGUUAUUGCCCUGUUCCAUGACAUCUGCCCUUCUUUCUUAACGGAUUUGUUGAAUGGAGCUUGUAUCAUAUAUUCAGGAAUGUAUCCUUGCUCUUUACCAAGAAUCUAAUCCUUACAGCUCUCUAAAGGAAGUAUUUAAGUUUGGGAGAAUUUUGUCUGGCCUUUGGUCAUGCAUAAAUGUCUGCUUGUAAGGGUAAAUGUAAGCUGUGCUGUAAACAUCAAGAGAUCAUACAGUUUUUAAUCACUAUUAUUAUUAUUAUUGUUAUUAUUAUUAUUGUAACCAUGACAUUCUUUUAAGAGAAAUACAACCAUUCAAGGCAAAUGAAAACAUGGACGAGUAACAGAUCCCUGAAGUAACAGCAAAAUUAAGAGUGUCAGAGAACUGAUUUAAUAAUAUUAUACAUAGUAAUCUGUUAGGUUGUUAUUGUUGUUGUUGUCUUUUAGGCUUUGAACACAAAUGAUGUUUGGUCUUUUUGUACACCUUUGCAAGCUGUAUGCCUAAAAUCCCUGUUAAAAUUUAACAUGGGAUGGGGUUCUGCAAUGAUUGUCAAAACAUAGCAAACUACACAUUUGUUUGAAUAAAUGACCUAAUUUUGUUGUAAAAAUAUGGUAACUUUCUUUAUCGAGUCGAAUGAAGCACUUGGCAUUUUCUCUUUACAGAUAAAUCGUUAUUUGGAGAUUCUUCUAGAUAGUGAAAUGAACUUAGACAACCAAUAUGAGAAGUUCAGAGACAAAGAAGACAAAAUCAAGAGGACAUUAAUCCAUUAUGUGGCAGAACUUGGUUUUUUAGAUGUAGCAAAAACACUUGUAAAAAAGUGUCCUUUGCUCCUUGGUCUGAGGACAGCAGAACAAGUAGAACCUGAGAAAAUCAGACGUUUGUUACCAGCUGAGGUGGCAUUAGUGGCAGACAAUGAUGAGAUGGCUGCUUACUUGAUCAGAAUGAUGUGGCAUGAAAGGUAGAGUGACAUCGGUUGGAAAAAAAGGGUUAGUCUAGAUGUGUCGCUACUGUCACCCUGGAUGGAAUGCUUCAUUCCAUCAUGGGAUGUCUUCCUUUCUCUCUUUAGUCAUGUGUCUUGCUUGAGAAUACAGCACCUUGAUCUCCCUAGGAAUUACAUCUAGACCUCUCAACCUGAGCUCAAAAAUGAUAAUAACCAUCAAGUCAGCAGUGUGGAGGGGAGAGGGGUAGUAAAACAAUCAGAAUAUAAAUUCUUAAAAUAACCUAUUAAUUAGUUUCACAUAAAUUUUAUUCUUUAAUUUUAUCCCAAUUCUCUUUAGUGUGCAAAGGUUAUUUUCUUGGAAACCUGAUGAUAUGAGAAAACCUCAGCCAUCUUUCUUCAAUUUACAUUCCAUUAUUGAGAAUCCCAAAAUGAAGGUAAGGAGAUAUUUAUAAAGACAACUAGUGCAUUGAUCAAUUCAAAGCCACAAAGUGACUGGCAUUUGAUUCAAAGGCCUUCCCAGAGGUGGAGAAUUUCAAGUUUGCAUGGGUGGGGUGGGGUGGGGUGGGGUGGGGUGGGGAAUUUGAUCCGAGUUGAUCUGUGCAUAACAGAUUACUUGAAGGGUUAACACUUUAGCCCCAAUAGUGACCAGCAUCUAAUUUCUCCUAACAAUAUAACUGCUUGAUAAAAUAUACAGGUAAUGAGAAUGAAUGCGAUGAUCACUAAUGAUGAGAUGUCUUGAUGUUUGAACAAAUUCUCUCAAUCAGUAAAAUAAGAAACAUAUGGAGAAACAGUGAAGAGAAUAUACAUGUUGAUAUUGGGGCUUAAAGGGUUAAGAAGAUGUGUGCUGAAUUGAAGUGCAUUCAUUAUUAUCUCCAUGACCUUGAAGCUACUAUCUUGAUGUCCUUACACACAGAACAUAGAGAAUCAAUAGAACCUUCUCGUCUGGUUCAUAUUGAUACAAAAGAUGAUUGUUUAUCAUCACGUUUUCAGAAAACAGUAGAAGCUUUAUUGGACCAAAUGGUGAUUCCCCAUUGGCCUUAUCUACCACAAUGCAAAGACACCUAUGACACAGAUGAAGAGGAAGAAGGAAUUGAAGGAGCCUGGAGUACAAUUACUGAUGAUCCCUUGAGCUAUCAUUUUUAUUAUCACAUUUUGGAUGGUAAUGAAGGAGGAAGACCUCCAAAGAUUAUAGAGGCAGUGGAAGAUAAACAGAUUGAUAACAAGUACUUUAGCCUCAAGGACAAAUCAUGCUUACACUUGAUUGCAAAGAGCAAACAUAUGGUAGGGUAACAAACUGAUGCCAAAGGUAUUAAUCAUAUUUCUCCAUAUUCUUGGAUUUAUAAAAAAAGGGGGGCUGUUGCAGUCUGUUUUGAACUGCUUGUCAGACUCUAACAGUUCAAUGAACAUACUUAAAAUAGCCAAGAAAAUUAGACACCUUGUACUAGCUUGCACUGUAACAAAUUUCUUACAAAAAAUAUUUCUUACUCUCAAUUUCAGGAGGCUUUGCAGCAUCCUGUGGUCAGGAUGUUGAUUAAAACAAAAUGGAACAGUUAUGGAUUUGUAUUUCUCUGGUAAAUUUGUUUGAUGAUUUUUUGGGGUUAAAGUAAUAUAACUUACAGGUCAAGGCAGACCAGAGAAUGUUCUUAAAGGGGGAAUUAAGCUGGUAUCCCAUUGCAAACUAUCUGAGUUGUUGAUUACUUUCUCUCAGAGAGAUUAAGAGCUGGGGUCAAUUAGCUUCUAUAAAAAAAUUAUGAAUAAAUUACUUGUUUAAAUUUAUGAGGUUUAAUCUUUAGAACAAAAACAUCCAGAGGCAAUUUUUAUCUCGAGGAGUAGUAAAUAUAAAAGAGAAUUGAAAAGGCUUCACCACUUGAAACUUUCAUCAGGAUGAUACAGUCAACAUAAUUAUGUACGAAUUUAACCUUGCUUGCUUUCCACAGCCUUCAAGCGGCAUUCUAUGUCAUCUUCUUGCUCUUCUUGUCGUAUUCUCUGAUACAUGGCUCAACAAGAACGGAUCCUACCCAGUACAGGGGUGUGACGGAUUUCUUGCGUGGAAUUUGCGAGGUUGUCACUCUUGCUAUGGCUGUCUUUUAUAUCUGUGAGGAAUUCAAUCAGAUGAGAGUGUAAGUGACACUUGUUCUUAAUCAGACGAGCGCCUCACAAUUGAAAGCUCAAUUUACAUUGGGAAUCAUUACCCCUUGGUGAAAACGGAAUUUAAAUCUUGUUUAAAUACGUCCUGUUUUUGCAAAGUGGUUCAUUUUGGCUUCAAACAGAUUUAAGAUGAUAAAACCAUGCAAUUGUAGAUCAGUUUCUAUGUCACAUUUUAGCAUUUCUAAGCGUUAAAACAGUACUCACAGUGACAAGAUAGAAUUUCCCUCUUUGUGUCUUUGUGUUUGUAUAUGAUUCUUGUUCUCCCUAAACGUUUCGUAAAAUCUAUUGUUAUGCCAUGUGACCAAGCCUGCCACAUGAUGCAGUUCGGCCAUUGUUCAUAUAAUUUGUACAUUUGUCAACUGUUUUCCAUGUUGGAAAUCCGAUGAUACUUAUGAAUUUAACUCUGAAGAACAAGGAAACUAGUCAACAUAAACUCCUCUAUUGAUUGACUCUCCAUUUACGGCAGUAAUAUUUCAAGAGUCCAGAAAGUCUGCUGAUAGGGUAAACGCAAUAGGGAACGGCCUGGGUUGAGGAAGGGAAGGGAGCGCUAGUUGAGGACAGAGCCUAGCAGCCCUGAUUGAUCACACCUGAAAAAAAAAAAGGCCACUGAAUUAAUCGCGUUAUCAUUAAGAGAGUCACAUAUAUGAAUACACAAGAACAAACUUUAUUUUGUCUGAUUUUUAUCAGAGAUGGGAGCACCUACUUCACAGCUUGGAUGACCCUGUUUGACUGGUUAGGCCUGCUGCUGAUCCUGUGUAUAAUACCUCUACGGUACACUCACAGCAAGUUACAGUGGAGGGUGGCUUCCUUAGCCUUCCUUUUCAACUUCUUGAGGAUAUUUAAGUUUUCCUGCGUGACAAGGUAACCUUCGCACCCGUUGUAACCGUCGUAAAAGUCAAGACUAUUAACACUUUGGAAUAAGUUGCUUACAUUGGUAAUGAGUCAAUUUAUAAAUCUAACACAGAUUUCAGAUUUAAGGCCUAGGCGUCGGUUCUGCCGAUUUUAGAUUCUCAUAGAGAAAACUGAGAAAAUUUGAAUCUAGUUUUGAGAGCUUUUUUUUUUAAGUCAAAUAGUUAGCGCUGCACUUUGAUAAAAUAUCUUGCCACUUUAGUAGUCAAUAAUGUUAUUUAUAUACUAAAUGAAUACGAGAGUAAUCGCAAUAGUGAACUCUACUUAAGCAAUAAUGGAAAUUAGCAGUAGUGCUUUUUGCCGGUGAAGAUUACUUUCGCAUUCAUUUAUUAAUCCGUAGGUCACUUAUGCGAUUUUUAUAUCUUCGCAGUCCUUUAACAUUAUUUACAAUCCAAAAGCAAAUUGGAAGCAAACUAAGCGUAACUGUGACACGCGCUAAGGUCCAAUGAUUCGCCCACGAUCGAGCAUUUUCAGAUACUAUUUGACACGUUUCUUUCAAUUUCUCAGAGUUUUAAAUUGCUUUUUGCUUUGUUUUUUCUCCUUUCUGUUGAUUGAUUUAAAUUUGCGUUUUCAAACGUCUAACCACCCUCGCAUCUUUUCCAGGACUACAGGGUUAUACACCAAAACCUUGGCGAAGAUCAUUUUACACGAUGUCACCAAAUCUAUGACUGUUUUCGUUGUCAUCCUCCUCUCCUUCUGUGGUGCAAUAGCUUUAUCUCACCGUUACUCCACUGAAAACCACCACUUUAGGUGUGUAUUGAUUUCUCCUUCAUGAAGCUUUGUUUUAUUCUGGAAAAGAGUUUCUAGCGGGGGUUUUGCUCAUUGGUUUGUUUAAGGAACAAUGCCAGUGUUAGUUGGCAGUUUUAAGAUCAAAACUAUUUGGUUUGGUUGACCGAGAAAUUCUCAAUAUUUACAUUUCAAGAUUACAAUGAGGAUUAUUUGAAUCAAGGAAAUAUGAGCUUCCAAAACGGCAUGGUAUUCAUUGAGCCCGAGUUAAGUGCUGAAAAAUUUAUCAUUUAAAUUUGCGAUGAUUUUUGUAUUUACGUAUAAUGUAUUACGCAUAUUAUUGUUUUAGGAACCUUGAAGACGUGUUUAUCAGCGGAUUUCGUGCAUUGACUGAACAACAACCUAUGGUGGUAGAAGAUUAUUCAGCAUUCAAGUAAGUGCGACUGACAAGGAGAAAUUAUUUUUAGCAAUUUUGGUUAUCUAGAUUAUUUAGUGAUAUCUACCACUUGGACGUUGCAAUUAUAGGCACAAAAUAUGCGAACACGUCUCAACAAAUCAGUUUAUAUUAUCCGUCGUAGUUUCGAACGAGAGCGUGGCUAAUGGUGCUUCUCCAUCACGAAAAGCAAUUGUAAGCUUGCCCUUAGUCGUUGUACUCCAGUCAAGUAAUCAGCUGCAGACCUCCUUUCACGCAGGCAUCUUCUUAAGAGAACAAUAUUUCUGUAGCUGGGAUUAUAAUCCUGAAGGUGGCUCUGUUUUGGAAAGUUUGCAAUUUUUUAAUCCCAGUGUUGUAUCUUGCAGCUGGCUUUCAAUUCUGCUGAUGAUGGCUUACAUGGGAACAGUGACUGUGAUUCUCCUCAAUAUUCUCAUUGCACAGAUGAGUACGACAUACACACAGGCCAAGAAAAUCGCUCGUCUGGAAUACGAUGUGGAUCGUAUUUUACAGCUCACUCGCAUGGAGAGAUUUCCUUUUCUGGUAUGAACGCAUUCGUCGCUAAUGAAUGUGCGGCGUCUAUGAGGGAGAUAAAGAACCGGCAGGGGAAGGAGGAGGUUGUGAAUAUUAGCAUUCCUCGUUUUAUAUAUUUCUUUCCUUAUGCAGAACUUGCGUGUGAAGUAUUACAAAGAGGGAGAUUGGAUCAGUGAAAUUAAACUCGCGCAAGGUAUGAGUGAAUAAUUUUACUAGGACUGCUUCCAGCUCCAUUGUUAUAUGCAGCAGUAUGAGAAAACAGUUUUUUUUGUUGUUGUAAUCUUGUUGCUUAUUUGUAACUUUCUGAAAGAGGUGAGAUGAAGGAGACCUUUUACUCAAUUAAACAGAGAGAAUAUACUUUGUCUUCCUAUGCCUUAGCAGCUGCAAGGCGCUUCAAAUGUGAUCUUGGUUUAUUUGUAGAGCUUCUUGAAUUCAGUGAGGAUCGCAGCCCUUGGGAGUCGGUGGAAGAAAAACUUGCUGCAAUCCGGUAACUAUCAUUCCUUAUCAUAUUCCCUCUCUUUCAUUAACUUUUUCUCUCAUCAACAACUGACGGGCUUUCGAAACUGAGACAUACUUACAUGCACUCAUCUUCUUCUGUGUCAGUGGCCAUGUUUCACAUCUUUUGUUGUGAUUUUUGCUCAGGGAUAUGAUGAGGAAGAUGGUGAAACAGAUGAGGCCUGGAAGCGGAUGA
Messenger RNA from Pocillopora meandrina, 6580 nucleotides. NCBI's taxonomy places the organism in Eukaryota, Metazoa, Cnidaria, Anthozoa, Scleractinia, Pocilloporidae. The record is from the annotation of a GenBank genome assembly.